AUGGCUGACACAUUGGAACACAAAACCUUUACUCUUAACACUGGUGCCAAAAUCCCCGCAAUUGGAUUUGGCACUUGGAAAGCUGGGCCUGGAGAAGCCGCUGCUGCCGUUAAAUCGGCAUUUGACGUGGGGUAUAGACAUUUUGCAAAUGGAAAUGAAGCUGAGAUUGGACAAGUAUUUGAAACCAUUCCAGUGCCACGAAAUGAUUAUUUUGUGACUACCAAGCUUUGGUCAUCCGACCAUCGUCGAAUUAUCCCUGCCCUUCAAAAAUCACUUGAUGAUUUGCGCCUCGAUUACGUCGAUCUGUAUCUCAUGCAUUGGCCUGUUACUCUGCCCGCUUCAUCCCCGGAGACAUACGGGAAGGAGGAUCGUACGGCUCACGACCCCGACUGGGACUUUAGGGACACUUGGCGUGAGAUGGAAAAACUCCUGCAGACAGGAAAAGUACGCGCCAUAGGCGUUGCAAACUUUUCAACCGUCAACCUGGAAAAGCUGCUGAAGAGCUGCUCUGUCGUGCCCGCAGUCAACCAAACCGAGAUUCAACCUUUGCUCCCUCAAAAGAAACUCAAUGCUCUUUGCAUAAAGCAUGGUGUUCACCAGACAGCAUUCGGGCCCUUGGGAGGGAGUGGAAGCACUCUGCACGAGGACCCUAUAAUUAACUCCAUAGCGCAAAAGAGGGGCUGCAGCUCGGGCAACGUGUUGCUGAGUUGGGGAGUAGAGAAGGGUUGGAGUGUCAUUCCAAAGAGCACCAAUCCGUCAAGAAUUGCCAAAAACCUUCAGCAAUGUUUCGUUAUGGAUGACAACGAAACAGUUAAGAUUGACGAGCUUGUCACGUCUCUCGGAGGCAAGAGAUUCAAUCGGCCAAACUGGGGAACAACAAUUUUUCACGACGAUGCUGAUGCAAAUGUACAAUAA
Molecule: messenger RNA, 915 nt
Organism: Penicillium waksmanii
Lineage: Eukaryota; Fungi; Ascomycota; Eurotiomycetes; Eurotiales; Aspergillaceae
Exons: 3
Coding region: 1-915 (304 amino acids)
Cellular component (GO): cytosol
Molecular function (GO): aldose reductase (NADPH) activity
Source: RefSeq, a predicted model, not a curated record